Messenger RNA from Aspergillus viridinutans, 270 nucleotides. RefSeq lists its product as uncharacterized. The record is from RefSeq and is a predicted model, not a curated record. The transcript has 2 exons. Lineage: Eukaryota; Fungi; Ascomycota; Eurotiomycetes; Eurotiales; Aspergillaceae. The coding region runs from base 1 to 270 and encodes 89 amino acids.
AUGUCAUACCAGGCAGAGAAUCAUGUGCUAAUCCUGGAUCGCAGCAUUCCAUGCCACAAUCCCCUUCGAAGAAGCCGAGGGACCCUCGGUAUCAGUGCCAUCGUCGCUUUGCCGCCAAUGGACGAGAACAGCGGGCCUGUGUCUCGUGGUCUGAGGGCAAAGUGCUUGCCGGAAGGUACCGGAGUCCGAAGAGCAACCAGGUUGGUGCUGUCUUGCGGGCUCCGCCCCGCACCCGCCCCCGUGAAUUGCGCGAUGCAAUUGCGAGUGUAA